AUGGCGUCAGGAAUCCCCGAAGCCGACCUGCUCAGCUUCCGAGAACAUCUCAAGAAAUCAAAGCGCAUCCUAGCCUUGCUGGGUGCCGGCCUCUCCGCCGCCUCGGGCCUCCCUACUUUCCGCGGGGUAGGCGGGCUAUGGCGGUCUCAUCGUGCACCGGACUUGGCGACGCCUGAAGCAUUCAGCGUUGAUCCAGGACUCGUAUGGCAGUUUUACAGCUACCGGCGUCACAUGUCGCUGGUGGCGCAUCCAAACAGGGCCCAUUAUGCGCUCGCAGCGCUGGCAAAGAAGAACCCCAACUUCUGGACCAUCACUCAGAACGUCGACGGCUUGUCGGAGCGGGCUGACCACCCUGAAGCUCAGCUACAUCGUCUUCAUGGCUCCUUGUUCACUGUUAAAUGUUCAUCAGAAUACUGCACCUACUCGCGGGAUAACGACUACCAGGACCCUCUUGUUCCCUGUCUCGCAAUUCCCAAAGCAGGCACCCAAUUGAAUCCGUCUACGGGGGAUCAUACUGGCGAACAAGCCGCCAGAGCUAUCCACCAAGCCCUGGAUGAGAGAGCCGCAGCCGCCGGCCAAGAUCUGGAUAUAUCAGAUAUCUCCAUCCCCAUUCCCCAACUCACGGAAGAUGAUCUACCGCACUGCCAGAAAUGCAGAAACGCCUUGCUACGACCUGGCGUGGUCUGGUUUGGAGAGUCUCUGCCUGACGAUACGCUAGACAGCGUCGAGAGGUUCCUCGACGAAGGCCCUAUUGAUUUGGUCUUGGUUAUUGGCACGAGUGCACAGGUAUUCCCUGCUGCGGAAUAUGUCGAAGAGGGAAGACAUAGAGGAGCUCGUGUAGCAGUUGUCAAUAUGGAUCCUACUCACGUUCCGCCAGGAGGAGUGGGUCCACAGGAUUGGUUGUUUCAAGGUGAUGCAAGUGUGAUACUUCCUGAGAUAUUAAAGGAUAUUAUUGGAGAGAUCUGA
Messenger RNA from Arthroderma uncinatum, 966 nucleotides. RefSeq lists its product as uncharacterized. The transcript has 2 exons. NCBI's taxonomy places the organism in Eukaryota, Fungi, Ascomycota, Eurotiomycetes, Onygenales, Arthrodermataceae. The record is from RefSeq and is a predicted model, not a curated record. Gene Ontology annotation, molecular function: protein-malonyllysine demalonylase activity; NAD+ binding; protein-succinyllysine desuccinylase activity. The coding region runs from base 1 to 966 and encodes 321 amino acids.